Messenger RNA from Oncorhynchus masou masou (cherry salmon), 790 nucleotides. Its product is annotated as epithelial membrane protein 2-like. Lineage: Eukaryota; Metazoa; Chordata; Actinopteri; Salmoniformes; Salmonidae. The transcript is spliced from 5 exons. Bases 158 to 655 code for a protein of 165 amino acids. The record is from RefSeq and is a predicted model, not a curated record. Gene Ontology annotation, cellular component: plasma membrane.
GGUCGCGCACCGCUACUUCUCUUACUACUACGACCCAGCCAAGCUACGGUCACGUUUCUACUACACCUCUAUCUCCUUCCUUCUCUCUAUCGAGCGCGACGUCUGAGCUCUGCUGCCCCGUUCCACUGUUCAUUUGGUUCCCGUGUAACAGACAGACAUGUUGGUGAUUUUAACCUUCAUCCUCCUCUUCCACGUCAUCUCAGUCAUCCUCCUCUUCAUCAGCACCAUCAACAAUGCGUGGUGGGUGGCGUCUGCUCCAGGAGGCGCCGUGAUUUACACUGACCUGUGGUUCUCCUGUAACGUGACAUGUCUCCCUGUCAAGAACAGCGCUUCCACUGACGCAGUCUACCUGCAGGCUGUCCAGGCCACUAUGAUCCUGUCCACAAUUCUCUGCUGCGUGGGUUUCUUUGUGUUCGUCCUUCAGCUCUUCAGACUGAAACAAGGAGAGAGAUUUGUCUUUACAGCCAUCAUCCAGCUACUGGCUAGCCUGUGUGUGAUGAUCGGCGCGUCCAUCUACACGGCGGAGAGGGAGGGUUUUACGGAGGAGUCUCUAAGGGAGGGAGGAUAUGGUUCAUCCUUCGUCCUGGCCUGGAUCAGUUUCCCCAUGACUUUCAUCAGUGGACUCAUGUAUCUGGUGUUGAGGAAACGCAAAUAAAACACUCUACAAGGACACACAAACACGUUGUAAUUGAACAGAGGAAGUGUGUACACUGACAGUCUAUUAGCUAACAAGGUAACUCUAAACAUGUUGUUGUUAAGAGUGGCUGUUUUAAAAGACGUUUUCUCCACA